CAGAGAAGAAAAGAUGAGAGAGGGGUGGAGCCUUAUCAAAGCGAAGUGAGGGGAGAGGAAUAAAUCGAUGAAAUUUGCUACGGUGAAUCUGCUUCAACCAAUAAUUUUUCGUUCCUACGAGCUUUAGUGCAAGAGAAUCAUCCUUUUGCUCGUGUAAUGGCCGGCAAUUGUACGGUACCUGAUGAGCCACGCUUAAAAAAUUUGCUCGAUCGGGACCAGCUCUCUCCAUCGUUCGGAAAUCGAUAAGAGCUAAAUAAUUGACAGCCACUACGUAGAAUCCGCAAAAACUAAUAUCUAAGAGACAAAGAAGAACAUAUACUAGUGCCAGAUAUCAUAUAAAAGGUAUUCGACAUCCCGACACCGGUGAACAAGAAGCGAGCAACAAAUGGAGAUCACAACACCCAUCGGUUCUCCCUUACUCUCCAUGCUAUUCCUGGUGCUCUUGGUGGGCACCAACUGCCGCGGAUUCGAGAUCGAGGAGGCCACCAUCGACGGCAUUCAACAGGCUUUCAAUGAGGGCAGCCUCACCUCCAGACAGCUGGUGGAGUACUACCUGGACCAGAUCCAGGCCCUCAACCCGCUGCUCCACGCCGUGAUCGAGGUGAACCCCGACGCCGUCCGGCAGGCGGACCGGGCCGACCGGGAGCGGUGGAGGGGGUGCCACCUGAGAGGGGGCCUCCACGGCAUCCCGGUCCUCCUCAAGGACAACAUCGCCACGCGGGACCGGCUCAACAAUACAGCCGGCUCGUUCGCUCUCCUGGGGUCGGUGGUGCCGCGCGACGCCGGGGUGGUCCGGCGGCUAAGGCGGGCAGGAGCGGUGAUAUUGGGGAAGGCCAGCCUCAGCGAGUGGGCCCACGUCCGGACCUUUAGAACCCCAGACGGGUGGAGCGCCCGCGGCGGCCAGGGCCGGAAUCCAUACGUCCUAUCGGCGGACCCGUGCGGCUCCAGCAGUGGAUCGGCAAUAGCGGCGGCGGCGAACAUGGCGGCGGCGACGCUGGGGACGGAGACGGACGGAUCCAUCAUAUGCCCCGCGGCGUUGAAUUCGGUGGUGGGGAUCAAGCCCACGGUGGGGCUCACCAGUCGAGCUGGGGUCAUCCCCGUUACCCCCAGACAAGAUACCAUCGGGUAAGAACGGAUGACGUUAAACUAUUGCAAUUAGCAUUGUCCCCCCCUCUCGCC
Molecule: messenger RNA, 1179 nt
Organism: Elaeis guineensis (African oil palm)
Lineage: Eukaryota; Viridiplantae; Streptophyta; Magnoliopsida; Arecales; Arecaceae
Source: RefSeq, a predicted model, not a curated record